Molecule: messenger RNA, 2167 nt
Organism: Sphaeramia orbicularis (orbiculate cardinalfish)
Lineage: Eukaryota; Metazoa; Chordata; Actinopteri; Kurtiformes; Apogonidae
Gene: cpdp
Product: CPD photolyase
Exons: 10
Coding region: 21-1820 (599 amino acids)
Biological process (GO): photoreactive repair
Molecular function (GO): deoxyribodipyrimidine photo-lyase activity
Source: RefSeq, a predicted model, not a curated record
CACCAGGUUACAAAACUCGAAUGCCACCAUGCUCAUGUAACUGGUUACGGAAGGGCAAACAGAGAGCUGUUACGUGUGUUUUUCUUUGGACUGCUAAAAAUACUGUCCAUUUCUUUGGUCGUCUUCGGUUUGCUUCAUCAGAUAAGAUCAUUAUUCAGUGUCUGCUGAGCUGCGUUUGGAGGAACCCAUCCUUUUCCUCAGCACCAAGGAAGUUUUUGAAGCUUGUUGGUCACAGCACCCAAAGCCGCAGAUCACCACUUUCCGGCCUGACUAUAUCGUUCACCACCGAGACCAUCAUGUCAGACAAAAAACGCAAGGCAACAAACGAUACUGCUCCAGAACAGCACAGCAAACAGCCUAAACUGGCAACGAAGAAGGACGAGAAGGUUGGCGGCUGGAUUCAGGACCUCGUGGUGCAGCAGAGAAUAGAGAAGAAGGGGAUGAAAUUCAACAAGAAACGCCUUCGCUUCCUCUCAGAUACUGAAAAGAUAAAGCAGGGCUCAGAGGGUGUCCUCUACUGGAUGUCAAGAGACCAACGGGUUCAAGAUAACUGGGCGCUGAUCCAUGCACAGCGUCUGGCUGAGGAGGAAAAGCUUCCUCUUCACAUCUGCUUCUGCCUGGUUGUCCCCAAAUCUGAACUGUCCACUCUGAGACAUUUCAGCUUCAUGCUAAAGGGCCUGGAAGAAGUUUCAAAGGAAUGUAAAAAAUUAGACAUCCAGUUCCACCUGCUCCACGGUCCUGCAGGGGACGUGUUGCCUGGUUUUGUGUCCGACCGCGGCAUCGGUGCAGUGGUCACAGACUUCUCCCCUCUCAGAGAGCCCCUGAAGUGGUUGGAUGACGUCAAAAAGAAGCUUCCCAAGGACAUUCCCUUCAUACAGGUUGAUGCUCAUAAUAUAGUCCCGUGUUGGGUUGCUUCACCUAAGCUUGAGUACUCCGCCAGGACGAUCAGAGGAAAAAUCACCAAUCUCCUGCCAGAGUUCCUCACUGGGUUUCCUCCGGUGGAGAAACAUUCGUACACAGCGACAAGAACAGCCAAAUCAGUAGACUGGGCCAAAACCCUGGACUCCCUGCAGGUUGACAGAACCGUCGGAGAACCUGAGUGGGCUGUUCCUGGUACCAAAGCGGGGAUGGCCAUGUUGGAGUCCUUCAUCGAUGUUCGCCUCAAACUAUUUGGCACCCAGCGCAACGACCCCAACGUGGCUGCCCUGAGCCAGCUCUCCCCCUGGAUCCGCUUUGGCCACUUGUCAGCCCAGCGUGUGGCGCUGCAGGUUCAGCGCAGCGGGAAGAACGCAAGCCAGUCCAUCCCAUCCUUCAUUGAAGAGCUGGUGAUUCGCAGAGAGCUGACAGAUAACUUCUGUUUCUACAAUAAGAAGUAUGACAGCGUGGAGGGUGCGUAUGAGUGGGCUCAGAAGACCUUGAAGGAUCACGCCAAAGACAAGAGGGAGUAUCUGUACACCCGUGAACAGCUGGAGAAAGCAAAGACACACGAUAAACUGUGGAACGGAGCUCAGUACCAGAUGGUGACGGAGGGGAAGAUGCAUGGUUUCCUGCGGAUGUACUGGGCCAAAAAGAUUCUGGAGUGGACGACUUCACCAGAGGAGGCGCUGUCAAUCGCACUGUACCUGAACGACCGCUACGAGCUGGACGGCCAGGACCCAAAUGGUUUCGUUGGGUGCAUGUGGUCCAUCUGUGGCAUCCAUGACCAGGGCUGGGCAGAGAGGCCCGUCUUCGGAAAGAUCCGCUACAUGAACUACAAAGGCUGCCUCCGCAAGUUUGACGUAGCCCGAUUUGAGAAAAAGUACUGUCCCAAAAACCUGUGAAGCACUAAGUGUUUCCAUGGACGACGCUCUCCGUCACCUCAGGGAGCAUGAGUGCAGUUCCUUCUUUUCUUUGUUCUCGCCUGUUUUUUUUUUUUGUUUGUUUGUUUUUUAUUCCAUUGCCUGGUUUGUUGCAGAUGUGUUGUUCAUGCUGUUGUGUUACUUUGCUAAACAUUGACCUGCUGUUAUGUAACUUUAUACUGCAGAUGAUCUUAGGAAGCAUGAAGUGGCCUUUUCACUCUUUAUGAAUCUAUUUAAUGUUGCAGUUAUUUUUUACAAUUCAGUUUUUUUACUCUUAUCUUUUUUAGACAAUGUAGUCCUUCUUUCUUUAUUAAAGUAUUACUACCUCA